ACAAUUAUAAAAAACCACCAUCGCGGGAGACUGAAAGAUCUCAAAAUAAAACAGCAUAGAUGUCCCCAGAUCGUGUUAGACUAAUAGCUCAGUUUCAGAUAAAACUUGACUCUGUUUACUUACUCCAUUUCGUGUUAUCAUAAUUUAAUUAAUGUCAGAAAAAAUGGACACAAGAAUCGCCGAAGUCAACCGCGAGCGCUCGAGAAGACCCGUCAGAAACAAAAGAUACACCAGACGCGGCUAUGGCGAGUUGGACAAACGACCCCCAAAACGCCUAUUUACCCCCGAAAUAAAACGCUUCCUCAAAGACUGGCUGGUCAGGCGACGCGAAAACCCUUACCCCAACCGAGACGAGAAGAAAAAUCUGGCGCUACAAACCGGACUCACUUACAUACAGGUGUGCAAUUGGUUCGCCAAUUGGCGCCGAAAACUGAAAAACGCCGGCAAGGAGCCCCAACGCAAGACCUGGGGCGACUUGAUCAAGUCGUACAACAGCCAAGUGCAAGGAAACGUCGAACAUUUCAGUAUUUGUUCGGACGACAGCAUCUGGGAGGAGCCGGACAGUGAUGAGAGCCCACCUGAUCAUAGCUACACCACUUUCGAACAUGACAACAAUAAUCGCUAUUUUGCCAAUUCCCCGGAGAGGGAAAUCGAGAAUCCGUUCAGUCAAGCAAAGUACAAGAAUCACAUUAUGGAAAAAUAUCUGCGUGAUUGUCAAAAGCCGGAUGAUGAUGUUAAGCCGUCGAUGAUCACGAAGUGGUUGGAAAGUGCCGUUAAUUUCACGCCGAGUGAAAAUAAUUACGUUCAUUGGACGUUUUCGAAGAACCAGAAGAAGAAAAAGAAGGAGGUGGCUAGUCAGGUGUGUCACGGGAGGGAGGAGCUAGAUGCGGCGGAGGCGUUGACUAGACUAGCCAAUGCCAGGGCUUUCAAAGCGUGAAAUGACAAAUUUCAAUUUGCUCAGACAAAAAUUUCCAUUUUUUUAUUAAAACUUGUCCAAAACAAAAAUCCUAGUGUAAGAUUCCUAUUUUAAUAAUCACUAGAGUGGCAAAAAUCGUCCUCUGGUGGGUUACUAACACUCUGUGCUGUGAUUUUCGCCUAACACUACGUUUUUCUGAGAAUGUUUACACGACUCUAACCGUUUUGUUAUGUAGCUAAUAGUCGAAAUUGUUGUGUUUUUUUAGGAAAUUAUACACUUUUAUUGA
Messenger RNA from Tribolium castaneum (red flour beetle), 1202 nucleotides. RefSeq lists its product as uncharacterized. Gene Ontology annotation, biological process: regulation of transcription by RNA polymerase II; cell development; muscle organ development. Gene Ontology annotation, cellular component: nucleus. The transcript has 4 exons. The coding region runs from base 152 to 937 and encodes 261 amino acids. NCBI's taxonomy places the organism in Eukaryota, Metazoa, Arthropoda, Insecta, Coleoptera, Tenebrionidae. Gene Ontology annotation, molecular function: RNA polymerase II cis-regulatory region sequence-specific DNA binding; DNA-binding transcription factor activity, RNA polymerase II-specific. The record is from RefSeq and is a predicted model, not a curated record.